This is a messenger RNA of Seriola aureovittata, 2748 nucleotides long. RefSeq names its product eukaryotic translation initiation factor 4E type 3-like. The record is from RefSeq and is a predicted model, not a curated record. Gene Ontology annotation, cellular component: eukaryotic translation initiation factor 4F complex. The transcript has 8 exons. Lineage: Eukaryota; Metazoa; Chordata; Actinopteri; Carangiformes; Carangidae. Gene Ontology annotation, molecular function: translation initiation factor activity; RNA 7-methylguanosine cap binding. Bases 145 to 804 code for a protein of 219 amino acids. Gene Ontology annotation, biological process: translational initiation.
UCUCACAGCUCAAAUUUUUUAGUGUGUGCAGACUUCAGUGACAGGAACUUCUGGAGAGCUCUGGGCUGUAGGUGCCGCAGGCAGUCAGAGGGCGUCAUCGUUUUUUUCUGUUGUUGUGACGGCGCAAACCGAGGUAACCUAACAAUGGCAGUUCCAGUAGCUGCAUUACAACUGAGCACAUCAUCCAACCCGGGUCUGCUGGAGCACAACAUUCACAUCAGCGACAGAGAUUUGGGAAGGAUUUCAAGUAACAAUGAAAAUGACACGCUGCCCUUACAUUCUCCGUGGACUUUCUGGCUUGACAGAUCUCUACCAGGAACAACAGCUGCUGAAUGUGAGUCAAACUUGAAGAAAAUCUACACAGUUGAGACCGUCCAGAACUUUUGGCGAGUUUACAACAACAUACCCGGCGUCUCCAGUUUACCACUGAGAUGUAGCUAUCAUCUGAUGAGAGGAGAAAGGAAACCACUCUGGGAAGAAGAAAGCAAUGCUAAAGGUGGUGUUUGGAAAAUGAAAGUACCCAAAGAGUGCACUUCUGUUGUAUGGAAGGAGUUGCUCUUGGCUACUAUUGGAGAACAGUUCAGUGAUUAUUGUCCCUCAGAGGAUGAAGUGGUCGGUGUCAGUGUCAGUGUAAGAGACAGGGAAGAUGUGUUUCAGGUCUGGAAUGGAAAUGCUUCUUGUGCUAACGAGUCAAACAUCUUAGGGAGGAUCUAUGAGCUCCUCCCACAGAUACCUUUUAAAGCAGUGUUUUACAAACCACACGAGGAGCACCACGCUUUUGAAGGAGGCCGAUCAAGACAUUAGCGCAUUUUGCACAUCAGAACACCUUGAGAUAAACAAUGUUUUUCUUUGCUUAUGAACGUGUUUCGGAUCAUGAUAUACGGGCAGAUUUUGAAGCACUUGAGUUCAUAGUUGUUUAAUGGAUCAUCUUAGUUACCUCAAAAUUAUAGCCCAUGUAUUAUGAAACUCAAUCGAUGCAGUUUCCCAUCUUCUGGGCACUACUGUCAUUCAUAAUGAUAUCCAAAAUUAUUUUAGCCAAAAGCAAAAACCACUUUAGUUUAAUUUUAUCUUUGGCAGUGUUUGUAUGUUUUUAUACUGCAGAGUUUUGCAUAAAAAAACCUUAACUAAAACAGCAGAUCAUGUACAGUCAGAUUUUUUUAGAUGAAUUAUAGCAUAUUUUGUGCAGUUUCCUGAGCACAGGCAGAGCCACGUCUUUGAAUUAAAUCUCAUUUUUGAAUCUAAGAGCAGGCCUAGUUCCGCAAAGCAAACCUUUAUCCUAACAAUACAUUACAAAGCUUUUUUUAGUCAGCUCUUUUCUCUGUUUUGUAUUUUACAGCCAGAAUACUUUUGCCUAUACUAGAGAACAUAAAUAUUUAGUAUGCUGUAAUGCUUACAUAUGAACAGAAAAUUGCACAUUCUUUUUUUAUGUUCUUCUUUUGGAUAUGAGUGAAUAAUGAAAGUAAUAUGUUCUUGUUACAGUAAAAGGACCUCAGUACACAAAACAUCGUAAGUAGAUGCUGAUUAAAAUAUAUGCAAUCAUUUUUAUUCUGUAGAGUUUGUGGCAAACGUGCAGUGUCCUGGUUGUCCUAAAUCAAGCACUUUGUUUCUUACUGUAAAUGUAAAACAUCAAAUGGUCCCUCCGGGAUUAUAUGGAGUUGUGAUAACUGAGACCAAAUACACUUUGGCUUUGUGUCACCUUUUCUGAUGAAGUGUAAAGCUGUUUUUGCUCAUUUUGUUAUGAGUUUCUUCUCCUUUUUAAUACUAACUGAGUAUUGUGGAUAACAAAGUUGAAAUUCUGUUUUUAUGUAUUCAUAUGACCUGUGUUAUAAUAAAUUUGUGAAACCUACCCUUUGUAAAGCAAAUAAUACCGGCCCCAGGAAAAAUGAACUAUAAUCAUAUGACACAGAAAUCUGUCACAGGGGUGCAGAAAGUAAAGAUGUUGCUCUUUCAGGGCUAUUUUAAUGAAUUUUUAAAAAAUCACUGGUGUUUGUUGAAGUGAUGUAAUCAGUGCAGCAGUGUCAAAUCUGUAUGAAACAAUCAGAGAUGAUUUUCUGAUGCUGUACCAAAACAAUUUUAGUGUCUCUACAAUCCAUAGCUUUAAAUGUUUUUGUUUUUUUUCUGUGGUCUUAUAUGCAAUAGGUUGCAUUUGCGUUUUUUGAAAUUUGGGAAGCUGAACCAUUCUACAUCUCACCAAAGGCGCCUUUCUUGUGUGUUUGGGAGAAAGUGAGGGAGUGAGAUUGUCUAUUCUAGGUUGCAUAGAACAGAGCGGAUUCUCUUGUGUGCCAGUACUAUAAUACUGAGACAUUUGAGGUAAUCUCCAGAGAUUUGGAGUAUGCAUUGAAAUCCACAAAAAGAAUGCUGCUAGGAUUCAUCAAUCAAAUCAAGUGUUUGUAAUGCUGGUGUCUCUGCUGAAGUCAAGAGUAGUCACAGAGUUAGUUUUCAGACCACCGACUUUGGCAAGCUUGCUUUGACUUAGCUGUAUUGUUGUUGUUUUUUUCAUGUGAUGAUUUUAAAAGCACAUAGUGUAUGAUAAGUGGAAAAACAUACUGUCCCCCAGCACAUAUACAGUUGACCACUCACUUCAGAGCGUAGACAUUGUAACUGAUUGUUGAUCUUGGAUGGUGCCUUGUGUUUACCAGCAGUUCAGAAUGUUACCGUCAUCCGUGUUCAGCUUGUUGAACUUGUAUCUAGUCAUGUUUCUCUGUUAGUUUUACAAGUGUUUGAAAAAUAAAGUCACCUAAACUUCCA